This is a messenger RNA of Oncorhynchus mykiss (rainbow trout), 13632 nucleotides long. RefSeq names its product cadherin EGF LAG seven-pass G-type receptor 3. Lineage: Eukaryota; Metazoa; Chordata; Actinopteri; Salmoniformes; Salmonidae. Gene Ontology annotation, molecular function: G protein-coupled receptor activity; calcium ion binding. Gene Ontology annotation, cellular component: plasma membrane. Gene Ontology annotation, biological process: G protein-coupled receptor signaling pathway; cell surface receptor signaling pathway; homophilic cell-cell adhesion. The record is from RefSeq and is a predicted model, not a curated record.
AGGAGAGCGUAACGCAAGGAUGGAUAGUACCACCAGGGUCUGCUGAGAGCCAUGUUGGAUAUGAAUGAAAGGGAGAGUUGCUGUACCCCUGACGCCGACAGACCGAGUUCUACCGAACACAGCGAGUAAAUGCCAACUUCCCGGGCCCACGGAGAGACGGGGGAGCACGGGGGAAGGUGUCGGGCGGUGCCGCUGGAGCUGGCUACCUAGCCGGCGACGGAAGAGAGAGAGACGCACUCGGAAGAGAGGGAGAGAGAAAGAGAGAGUGGUGAGAGGGAGAAAGGGGGAAGGAGAAAGGAUCUUACCAGACUAAUGGCUGCACUGCUACUGGGUUCCAGCCUGCUCUCACCACUUCUUCUCCACCUGCUCCUCAGCCCUUUGUUCGCGGUUAACCCUGGGAAGUUAGCAGGGACCUGUCGUUGGAGCCCGGGACCCUGCCCUGAGACACCGAGCCAUCCAAGGGAAGCUGGGGUCUUGGCGAGCAGCAGUGGUUCGGUGAUCUGCCCCAGGUGUACGUUACAACGUCUCCCAUCGGGACGGCUCCAAUCGGAACCAGCAUUCCCGGUGUGGAGUCCUUUUGUAUGGCAGGGGGCGCACGGAGACCCUUUUGAACCAUUGUGCACCGAAGAAGGAGGUGCGAGAGGGCCGUGGAAUGGAGUCAGGCACCCCCAACCUGCAGGUAGGAGCAGGAGCAGCGGUGGGGAGAGGGGCGUUGUUUCACCUGUUUUCUGUUCGUGGGUUCAAAAGGCCAAAAAGCGGUAUAUACAAAGGACUAGAGAUUGCGCGCGGUCACCGCCCUCUCUGCCGCCCGCCAAACCCGACACAGGGAGAGUCUUUGUGCGCGGCCAACACCAGGGACCUGAAAGCGAGUCGUCGGAGAUUGCUAAAGACGUUCGAGGGGCUUCUGAAAGGUGUACAAGGACCCUUCACCGGCCACUUCCCCCAACACAGCAAAUACCUCCGCACUCUCAUUUGGGCAAUAAUGCUUUGGACGCCGGCGAGGUGGCCACCGGUGCUUGUUCUCAUUUAAGUAGUCACAAUGUUAUCGAUCUCACCAGUGAUGGUUGUAAUCGUUCGUUUACUAAAGCCAUUGGGAGAACGGGGAGGAGCGUGGUGCAAGGCCCCUGCCCAUGCUAUCUCACCUCAGCCACCGCAGGCAGCGCAGCCAGAUGUUACCAGUCACCCGGGAUUACUGAAUGGGCCAUGGCCCUCACAGGUUGUUAUUUCAGGCAUACCCGAGACAGGCUCCACGCCAGCCCCAGUCCUGGGCAUGCCAUGGUUCUGGGCAGGAGGAGGGAGGGAUGGAAGGCACAAGGUAACAAACACGUGAACAAAAAUGAUUUGGAUAAGGAUUUGGUCUCUGUUUAUCUAACAACCAAGUUUAAGGAGCCGGCUGCUCCGCCACAGAGAAUAUCAGUGUUGACAGGCCGAGAACAGAGCGCUCAACCCCGGGUAGAGAGUAAGGGGUUACCCUGGGGGUCUCUCCUCGGAACGAGGUGUUGUCGUUUGCAGCGGAUGGAUGUGGGGGGAGGACUUUCAGCCAACGUUAUAGGUCCCAGGGGAAGCAUAGAAGUGAGUAAUCUCGACAUCCAAUUUCCCCCGACCACAAAUAUCACGGAUAGUCUAUGUUUGCCAUCUAACGGAACCGGUUAUGAAAACAGAAAUUCUACUAGCUCAUCUUCCUUAUUCCAUGAUGACAUACAGGCAGCAGAAUCGGCUGCUCGAGCCAAUGUUCCUCAUCCUCAGUCUGAGCCAGCUCACAAUGAGUCAGCUAUCGUCACCCCUAUAUUUUCUUCCAUCACCGCUCUCACUAUAGCAGCCUCGGUACACGCUGGUGUAAUUAAGUCUGGUGUUACUCACAGGGAUCUCGUUAUCGCAAACCCCUUCUCAUUCUCCAUGGAGCUCAAUCUAACUGAACGGGAUAGUGACUCAGACUCACAUUCCCAGCCACGGACUAGCCUCCUCUACAGACCCCCUCCCUUUCACAUAGGUUCAGCACCACAGGCACAAUGGACAGCACCCAUCAAAACCUCUACCCAGAUUUCUCCAAGUAAACAGGUAUAUUCGGCUCACCACUUUCAGACAUUUUUUGGGGAGAAUGUUCACAACGUCAACAAUAAUAACAAUAUCAGAAAUUACAACCAGAACCAGAACCACAAUAACAACAACAUGGAAAACAAAGAGGAGCAUGUUCAGAUGAAUGAUGAAAGAAAUGGUGCCAAUAGUAGACAGGAGCCAGUGGAUCUGAGUGGACUAUGCUCACAGACACAGCUGGGCUUGGUCCCUGAAGAAUUGCUCUACACUGCGUGUGUUGACAGCAGCUCAGGCGACAGCUUAACUAAUGUCCAGGGGGGCACUCGCCCGCAAUUAAAAUCAGGUAAACUGGUGCCAUUACAACAGGAAGGUGUCAGUCAGCCAGAAAGGCAUAUGGGUGGCGAGGUUGAGGAGGGGUCUGGGGGAGGCAAAUUACAGGUGGGGGAGGGAGAGAGACAGCCCAGAGAGGCACGGAGGGAGGAAGUGGAGGAGUGGGAGUCAGAGGGAAUAACAAAGAGAGCCACAGCCCAGACAGAUGAGACUGUAGAAGCAGAGGGAGAGAGAGAGAAAGGUCAGGAGAGGGCCAGCCUCACACAGACACAGAGUGGUGAAGGAGGAAAAGAGGAGGGGAAGAAAGAGUGGCAGGGGGCUGAAAGCACACAGGAAGACGAGGAGGAAAGGCACAGGUCAAGGGGAGAGAGAAGCUUGGGAAGGCAGACCGUGGAAGAUGAAGGUGAGGAGGACAGAGGGAAAGAGGUUUUGGUGGUGGGGCGCGCUCGCCGAGCUGCCAACAGACACCCUCACUUCUCCCAGUAUAACUUCCAGGUCCAGGUUCCAGAAAACCAGCCCUCAGGCACCUCAGUCAUACCCAUGUCAGCCACCGACCCAGACGCAGGUGAAGCAGGCAGGCUCAGCUACACCAUGGCCCCUCUCAUGAAUAGCAGAUCCACGGACUACUUCCACAUCGACCCUGACACGGGCCUCAUCACCACCUCCCAGGUGCUGGACAGGGAGCACAUGGACCUGCACUACUUCCGGGUCACGGCGUCAGACCACGGCUCUCCACGCCUCUCUGGCACCACCAUGGUGGCAAUCACUGUGGCCGACCGCAAUGACCACUCGCCUAUCUUUGAGCACACAGAGUACCGGGAGACCAUCCGGGAGAACGUGGAGGAGGGCUACCCCAUCCUGCAGCUCCGAGCCACUGACCUGGAUGCCCCGUCCAACGCCAACAUCCGCUACCGCUUCAUAGGAGACACCGCUGCUGCGGCCCGGGCCGCAUUUGAGAUCGACCCCCGCUCCGGGCUGAUCACCACGCGGGGCGUGGUCGACCGGGAGACCAACGAGCGCUACACCCUCCACGUGGAGGCCAGCGACCAGGGAAGGGAGCCCGGGCCGCGCUCGGCCAUCGUUAAGGUCUCCAUCACGGUGCUGGACGAGAAUGACAACGUGCCCCAGUUCAGCGAGAAGCGCUAUGUGGUGGCGGUCAGGGAGGACGUCCGGCCCCACUCGGAGAUCCUGAGGGUGAGCGCUACGGACCAUGAUAAGGAUAGCAACGCGGCCGUCCACUACAACAUCAUCAGUGGGAACAGCCGGGGCCAGUUCUCCAUCGACAGUGUGACUGGGGAGAUCCAGGUAGUUGCCCCUCUGGACUUUGAGGCAGAGAGGGAGUACACUCUGAGGGUACGAGCCCAGGACAACGGCCGGCCGCCCCUCUCCAAUAACACAGGUAUCAUCAGCGUGCAGGUGACCGACGUCAACGACAACCCUCCCAUCUUCGUGUCCACGCCGUUCCAGGCGUCAGUGCUGGAGAGCGCCCCCGUGGGCAGCUCCAUCCUCCACAUCCAGGCCAUCGACACCGACUCUGCGGACAACGCCCGUCUGGAGUACAGGCUGACUGGCACCAGCCCUGACACGCCCUUCGUCAUUAACUCCGCCACCGGCUGGGUGACGGUCAGUUCGUCUCUCGACCGGGAGUCUGUGGAACACUUCUUCUUUGGGGUGGAGGCCAGAGACUAUGGCGUCCCACCUCUCUCCGCCACAGCCAGCGUGACUAUAACAGUGAUGGACGUCAAUGACAACAGGCCAGAGUUCCUGCAGAAAGAGUACUUUGUGAGGCUCAACGAGGACGCAGCUGUGGGCACCAGUGUGGUCAUUGUGACCGCGGUCGACCGUGAUGUCAACAGUGCGGUCACCUAUCAGAUCACGGGGGGCAACACGCGUAACCGCUUUGCCAUAAGCACAGCCGGGGGGUCGGGGCUGGUCUCUCUAGCACUGCCGCUCGACUACAAACAGGAGCGCCGAUACAUUCUGACUGUGACGGCUUCCGACCGCACGCUACAUGACACAUGCCAGGUCCACGUCAACAUCACCGACGCCAACACACACCGGCCCGUGUUCCAGAGUGCUCACUACUCUGUGACCGUGAACGAGGACCGCCCCCCGGGCAGCACGGUUGUGGUCAUCAGCGCCACGGAUGAUGACGUUGGCGAAAACUCUCGCAUCACCUACUUCCUGGAAGACAACAUCCCCCAGUUCCGCAUUGACCCGUCCAGCGGAGCCAUCACCCUGCAAGCCGAGCUGGAUUACGAGGACCAGAUGACCUACACUCUGGCCAUCACCGCCCGGGACAACGGCAUCCCACAGAAGUCUGACACCACCUAUGUAGAGGUGAAUGUGAACGAUGUGAAUGACAACGCACCACAGUUCCUCAGCCCCAGGUACCAGGGCACCGUCAGUGAAGACGCUCCACCCUUCACUAGCGUCCUACAGAUAUCCGCAAUGGACCGAGAUGCCCACGCCAACGGCCGCGUCCAGUACACCUUCCAGAAUGGGGAGGACGGUGACGGAGACUUCACCAUCGAGCCCACAUCGGGCAUCGUACGCACGGUCCGUCGCCUGGACCGCGAGAGUGUUCCAUUCUAUGAGCUGACGGCGUACGCCGUGGACCGCGGUGUGCCUCCCCAGCGGACGCCCGUCCACAUCCAGGUGACGGUUCUCGACGUCAACGACAACGCUCCUGUCUUCCCGGCAGACGACUUUGAGGUUCUGGUGAAGGAGAACAGCGCUGUGGGGUCGGUGGUGGCCCAGAUCACAGCCACAGACCCAGACGAGGGGACCAACGCCCAGAUCAUGUAUCAAAUCGUAGAAGGCAACAUCCCUGAGAUCUUCCAGAUGGACAUCUUCUCCGGGGAGCUCACCUCCCUCAUCGACCUGGACUACGAGGCCCGCUCUGAGUACGUGAUCGUGGUCCAGGCCACCUCAGCCCCCCUAGUGAGCCGGGCCACGGUGCGCAUCCGGCUGGUGGACCAGAACGACAACCGGCCCCAGCUCCAGGACUUCCAGAUCGUCUUCAACAACUUUGUGUCCAACCGCUCCAACAGUUUCCCCAGCGACGUGAUCGGCCGGGUCCCGGCCCACGACCCUGAUGUGUCAGACCACCUGUACUACUCCAUUGCCCGGGGAAACGACCUACACCUGCUGCUGCUCAACCACAGCAGUGGGGAGAUCCGGCUGAGCCGCAAGCUGGACAACAACAGAGCCUUGGUGGCCCCCAUGCUCAUCACUGUCACAGACGGUAUCCACAGCAUCUCGGCCCAGUGCAUCCUCCGAGUGCUCAUCAUCACAGAGGACAUGUUGAGCAGCAGCGUGACGGUGCGCCUUCAAAACAUGUCCCAGGACCACUUCCUGUCCCCUCUGCUUGGUCACUUCCUGGAGGGGGUGUCGGCGGUGCUGUCUGUACCUCCGGAGGACGUGUUUGUUUUCAACAUCCAGCCGGACGGCGAGGCGGGGGGCAUCCUGAAUGUUAGUUUCACUGCGGCGCUGCCAGGGGGUAAUUUCUUCCCCUCCGAAGCCCUAGAAGAGCAACUCUACCUCAACCGGCCUCGCCUCACCUCCCUGGCACAGAUGGAGGUGCUUCCUUUCGAUGACAACGUGUGUCUGCGGGAGCCGUGUCAGAACUACAUGAAGUGCGUCUCGGUGCUUCGCUUCAACAGCUCUGCUCCCUUCAUCUCCUCUCCCUCCGUCCUGUUCCGGCCCAUCCACCCCAUCGCCGGGCUGCGCUGUCGCUGCCCCGCAGGCUUCACUGGGGACUACUGUGAGACGGAGAUCAACCUGUGUUACUCCAACCCUUGUUUCAACGGAGGGGUGUGCGCUCGCAGGGAAGGAGGCUACACCUGCAUCUGCAGAGAGGACUACACCGGCGAGCGGUGUGAGUGGGACAGGCGUCAGGGUCGCUGUGUCCCUGGGGUGUGUCGGAAUGGGGGGACGUGCAGGGAGCUGUCUGGAGGGGGGUUCCGCUGUGAGUGCCCCGCAGGAGGGUGCGAGCGGCCCUACUGCACUGUCCCCGCACGCUCCUUCCCCCCCAAGUCCUUUGUCAUGUUCCGAGGCCUCCGCCAGAGAUUCCACCUCUCCAUCUCUCUCACCUUCGCCACCCUGGAGAACAGUGGCCUCCUCUUCUACAACGGACGCUUCAACGAGAAACACGACUUCCUGGCUCUGGAGAUCCUGGAGGGCCAGGUGGUGCUCAAGUACUCCACAGGUGAAUCGUCCACUCAGGUGAGCCCCUUUCUACCUGGGGGCGUAGCCGAUGGCAACUGGCACACUGUCCACAUCCACUACUACAACAAGCCCAAGCGCAGUGUGAGCGGGGAGGCUCAGGGUCCGUCUGAUGAGAAGGUGGCGGUGGUCAGUGUGGAUGACUGUGACACAGCCGUGUCGCUGCGCUUCGGAACACAGCUCGGCAACUACAGCUGUGCUGCUCAGGGCAAGCAGACCAGCUCCAAGAAAUCUCUUGAUCUCACCGGUCCCUUGUUUUUGGGCGGAGUGCCCAACACGCCAGAUAAUUUUCCGUUCCACACCCGAGAGUUUAUCGGCUGUAUGAAAGACCUCCACAUCGACAACAGUCUUUUGGACCUGGCUGGAUACAUCGCUAACAACGGAACCCUACCCGGCUGCAGUGCCAAGUCGCCCUUCUGUAAAUCCAACCCGUGUCAGAAUGGAGGAACUUGCCGAGUGAGUUGGGAGACAUUCUCAUGUGACUGCCCCCUAGGUUUUGGAGGGAAGGACUGCAGCCAUGUGAUGCCCCACCCACAUCGUUUCCUGGGAAACAGUGCCCUCUGGUGGGACCUGAAGAAUGACGUGACCAUCUCCACUCCCUGGUACCUGGGGCUGGUGUUUAGGACGCGGGCCAGGGAGGGCACCCUGCUGCAGGCACAGGCCGGACAGUACACCAGCCUGGUCUUCCAGCUGGUGAGUGGUCAGCUGGUGUUCUCAGUGACCAAGGGGUCGACGCGGCCAGUGCGUCUGCGUCUGGACCAGGUGCAGGUGAGCGACGGGCGCUGGCACGACCUGCAGCUGGAGCUCCGAGACGUCCGCAGCGGGAGGGAGACGCGCUACGUGGCUACUGUCCGCCUCGACUUCGGCCUCUUCCAGGGCACAGUGAUAGUGGGGAAUGAGAUCCAUGGGCUGAAGGUGAAACACCUUCAUGUAGGCGGAGUCCUGGGCUCGGGGGAGGUGCAGAAUGGGAUACGGGGCUGCGUCCAGGGGGUUCGUUUGGGGGUACGACCGGACGCCCCGCUCCUGCCCCGCCCCUCCAAGGCUGUCAAAGUGGAGACGGGCUGUAGCGUUGGCAACCCCUGUGUCUCCUCCCCCUGCCCGCCCUACAGCCGCUGUAGUGAUGAUUGGGAACGCCACACCUGUCUCUGCGAACCAGGUUUCUAUGGUAAGGGCUGCAAAGACGCGUGCCAGCUGAACCCAUGUGAGAACAAUGCCCAGUGCCACAGGAAGCCCAGCUCAUCCCACGGAUACAUCUGCGACUGUGGAGACAACCACUACGGACAGUAUUGUCAGCACAGGAUUGACCACCAAUGUCCACGUGGUUGGUGGGGCUCUCCAACAUGUGGGCCCUGCCACUGUGACGCCAGUAAAGGAUUGGACCCCGACUGCAACAAGACCAGCGGCCAAUGCCACUGCAAGGAGUUCCACUACCGCCCACGAGGCAGUGAAUCCUGCCUGCCGUGUGACUGCUACCCUGUGGGCUCCUUCUCCCGGUCAUGUGACCCAGAGAGUGGCCAGUGCCCGUGUCGGGCUGGCGUGAUUGGUCGACAGUGCAACAUGUGCGACAACCCCUUUGCCGAGGUCACACAGACGGGCUGCGAUGUCAUUUAUGACGGCUGUCCUAAGAGCAUCACCCAGGGGAUCUGGUGGCCCAGGACUAAGUUCAACCUGCCAGCAGCCGUACCUUGUCCUAAAGGAUCUGUGGGUGCUGCUGUCAGACACUGUGAUGUGGAAAGGGGCUGGCUGGAGCCGGAUCUCUACAACUGUACCUCUCCUCCCUUUGUGGAGCUCAAUGCAGCGCUGGAGUCGGUGGAGCGGAACGAGACAGAGCUCAGCACCAUUAUCGAGAAGAAACUGGCCCACCAGCUCCGUGAUGUCACUGAAGCCACACCACGUCUCUAUGGCAAUGACAUUCAGAUUGCAGAGCGGCUACUGUCCCGCCUGUUGACCUUUGAGAGUCUGCAGACAGGCUUCGGCCUGACCGCCACCCAGGACGCACACUUCAACGAGAAUCUUCUGCGGGGCUGCAGUGCGGUGCUGGGUCCAGACAGUGCAGGGUUGUGGCGGGCCCAGAGCCAGGUCCAGGGAGGGGCAGGGGGGCUGGCUGACCUGCUGGAGCAGUAUGCCCAGACGCUGGCCCAGAACAUGAAGCUCACCUACCUGAACCCAGUGGCCCUGGUUGCCCCCAACAUCGUGAUGAACCUUGACCGCGUGGAGAACCACACUCACGUGCGCCGACGUUUCCCUCGCUACCAAAGCCCUCUGUUCCGCGGCCAGGCUCUCUGGGACCCCCACACACACGUGGUACUGCCCCCUGCUGCCCUGCUGCCACAACGACACCAGUUUUCCGCUUCACAGAACACAGCUCCUGCCCCCAUCAGUAUGUUGGCCAAUCAGACAGGAGAAUAUGCUGUGGCCAGCCGUUCUGUUUCGCUGCCAGAGCCGCCCGUCACCAUCGUCAUCAUGCUGAUCUAUCGUAGCCUUGGACCGGCACUCCCCCCCAAGUACCACACUGACAGACGAGGAGUCAGACUCCCCAGACAUCCGGUGAUGAACUCUCCAGUGGUCAGUGUGUCUGUCUACAACAACCAGACGUUUGUCGGGGGUCCCCUGGACUCGCCUUUGCAGCUGGAGUUCCGUCUGCUGGAGACCACCAAUCGUAGCAAGCCCCUGUGUGUCCAGUGGAACCACAGCAGCCCGUUGGAGGCGGGAGGUUGCUGGACGGUGAGGGACUGCAUCGUAGUAUACAGGAACACGUCCCACGUGCGUUGCCAGUGUCAGAGGCUGGGCACCUUCGGUGUCCUGAUGGACAGCUCCCAGAGAGAACAGUUGGAGGGGGAUCUGGAGUCCCUGGCCCUGGUCACCUACUCCUCUCUGUCGGUGUCCAUGCUGGCGCUGCUGCUCACCGUCCUGGUGCUGUCCUGCCUCAGGGGCCUCAAGUCCAACACCCGCUCCAUCCACUCCAACAUGGCCGCCGCCAUGCUGCUCUCUGAGCUCGUCUUCCUGUUCGGCAUCAACCAGACUGAGCAGCAGUUCCUGUGUACGGUGGUGGCCAUCCUGCUGCACUAUUUCUUCAUGGCCACGUUUGCCUGGCUGUUUGUGGAGGGGCUCCACGUCUACCGCGUGCAGACAGAGGCUCGCAACAUCAACUACGGAGCCAUGAGGUUCUACUAUGCCAUCGGGUGGGGUGUGCCUGCCAUCAUCACAGGUUUGGCGGUAGGGCUGGACCCUGAGGGCUAUGGGAACCCAGACUUUUGCUGGAUCUCCAUCUACGACAAACUCAUCUGGAGCUUCGCUGGACCCAUCGCCAUCGUACUCCUGAUAAACGGUGGGAUGUUUCUGAUUGUGGCGCGCAUGUCCUGCAACCCCUCCCAGAAAGAGACCAAGAAACUACCUGUCAUUGCCACGAUUCGCAGUGCCUUCCUCCUGCUGCUCCUGGCCACCUCUACCUGGUUCUUUGGGCUGAUGGCUGUCAACAACAGUAUUCUGGCCUUCCAUUAUGUCUUCGUUAUACUAUGCUUACUGCAGGGUCUUGCUGUGUUCCUGGUGUUCACGGUUCUGAACGCCGAGGUGCAGGAGGUCUGGAAGUUGUCGUGUUUGGGUAGGAAGAGCCCCAAUGAGGACGCGCCCAGAGCCCCACAAAACCCUGGUCAGAAUCCCUAUAACAAUGCGUCGUUGCUGGAGCAGAGCGGACUGCACCGCAUCACCCUGGGAGCCUCUACUAUCUCCUCCGUCAGCAGUGCUCGAGAGAACCUGCUGGCCCGCCAGGCCUUGGAACACAAUCUGGGACACACUGGCGCCACAGACCUGGACGUGGCUAUGUUCCAUAGAGACGGAGGUGAGGACUCGGACUCAGACUCGGAUCUCUCUUUAGAAGAGGAACGUAGUCUCUCCAUCCCCUCCUCUGAGAGUGAGGACAACGUUCGUCUCCGUGGACGCAUCCAACGACGCUUCAAACGCACCAAUCACAGUGAGCGGCUUCUCACAGAGCCCGCCCACAACGGGACCAAAGACCUGGAUGGCAAUGAUCUGCUCUCCUAUUGGCCAGCGCUGGAGGAGAGUGAGGUCCACUCCCUGCAGAAGUGGGGCUCAGAGCGCCGCCUAGGGGCUGACUACAGCAAGGACGCCACAAACAACAACCAGCCUGAGGCGGCACUGACCAGCGGGGACGAGAACGGUCUGACAGGACAGUCCAACCGCCACCGCAAGGGCAUCUUGAAGAAUCGCAUUGACUGUCCCCCGGCCCUGCAGGGUCUCUCCGCCAUGGGCCAGGUCCCCAGCGAACUCUCCUGGUACCGCACCUCCACCCUGGGCCACAGGGGCGUCCCGGCAGCCUCCUACGGCCGCAUGUACUCUGGGACAGGCUCCCUGUCUGGCACGGGCUCCUUGUCCCAGCCUGCCUCCCGCUACUCCUCCAGGGAGCAUCUGGAUUCUCUGGCCCGCCGCCAGCUCUCCAGAGACCCCCUCGGUCGCCAGGCUGGAGGAGGAUCCCAGAACCGUCUGGACCGCCAGGGCCCCCGGGACAACCUGGACCUGCUGCCCCGCCGCCGUGAGCCGGGCCUAGACAGAGCCUCCAGGGAGAACCUGAGCAGCUCCAGAGACAGGCUGGAUGUCCACCAGCACAGCGCCCACACCUCCCGGGAGGACUUGAGUGGGAAUGGGGGUGUGGAGCCCGGUCUGGGAGGGUCGCGCUCCCAGCUCAACACCCUGACGCGGCGCCAGGCCUCCUCUCGUGAACACCUAGGAGGAGCGCUGAUGAGCAGUCGCUCCCGUGAACAGCUGGAGGCUAACGGGGGCGGCGGGGUGACCCAGUCCCAGCCCUGCAGGGAGUGGCUUCGCACCCUGCCCCCCCGCCAGCACUCACACCCUGACCAGCCCCCGCCCUCCUCCCCUCCGGCCCCCAUCAGCGAGGAACCCCAGGAGCCCCCCCUACCCCGCCACGGCCGGCUGGACUCUGCCCCCCCGUGUAGGUACCCCCUCCCUGCUCCCGGCGCCCCACCCAGCCGCCACCCGUCCAGCGAGCACCUGGACAUCCUGUCCUCCAUCUUGGCCUCCUUUAGCUCCUCCGUGCUCACCCCCCCAGCCCCCUCCUCUGUACAAGGACCCUCCCCCUCCCCGCCCCACUCCGCCACCUCUCACAGCAUCUCUGAGGUCUCCCCAGACUCUGAAGUCAACAGAAGUGAAGGACAGUCUUGAUGACACCCUCCAUAUCCCACAAUGCAUUGUGUUUUGUAUUGGGGAUACCAAGGACUGUGUGGGGGGCCGGGGAGAGGUCAAGGAGCACCCUGGACUGCUGAAGCACCCUGGGAUACUGUAGGAUCUAAGUGUUGAAGAAAGGCAGACAGUGAGAUUGGAGUUUGGAGGUGCCUGGUUCGUUCUGUUAUAACCAGCAACCAGUAUGGGGAGGAGGGCUAUACGAUGGAUGUGCUGGCUACCUUAGCUACUAAUGUUUAAUGAACUUCGAUCCUCAGAUUUAGUCAUGAACACAAGGAUCGGGAUUGAACCGCUAAGAAAAAGAUGAACCUGUACAUAACAUUUUUAUACCUUUUGUAUCUUUUUCAUCAGAGGCGAAGGAAGAAAAAAAAAAUCUCUUGUGACGUUUUUGAAGAUUGCGUCUGUGUGCGGUUGCGAACGAGGUGUGAAUGGAAUCUGUCGCUAGGGGCAAUAGCCCUUGAAUCAAAAUACCGUUCUCCUGAAACGUUUCCUCAAACCCGUCAGCUAUAUGUAUAAAACUAGGGACAGGGGUCGGUUAGUGUUGAUUGGAUGAGAUUGUGAGACCUGAGACAUGAUAGGACGAGGAAGGUGUUGGGGGCGGGUGAUUGUAAACAGGAAUGAAUUCUAUGGAAGAGGGAUCUGACAGAACAAAUGAUUGUGAACAAGAAAGAAAGCGAACAUACUUUGAUAUUUGAGAGGCUUGAGUAUCUCAUUCUUCAGUUGGUCAGAAUACUGUUUAGAUGGAAGUGCUCUGUUAAUCCAAGAAAAGACCCACUGCUUUUGAAUGUCAGUCAUCUAUUCUGCAGCAUCAUAUAUCUCUCUCUGUGCUACUAUAUAUCACAAACAAAACACCAGUACCGAUACAUAUCUAAUAGUUUCUCUGCCUGAUAUUUGGUUACUUUUAGUGUACAAAACCCUCUGUUGGGAAAAUGGUCACGUAAACCUCUGGGGUUUAUGAGUGGUAUGAGAGGUAGAGAGAGAACACGUUUAGGUUAGCACCUAAAGCCCUAAAGUGGUGUUACAUUUUGGCUCUGAGAUGAAAAGGCAAGAUCAGAGGACGAGUCACCGGUGCACCAGUUGUUCCAGGGCCAUAACAUGUAAUAACACAACACUAAAGAGACGCGUGGACCAGAGAAAGAAAAGUGGGUCAAAAAGAUAAGAGUGAAAAAGAGAGAAGCAAUCGAGGGACUAUUACUCAUUAGAGGAAGGACGAAAAGACAGAUUGAAGAAAGAAAACGACUCGUCUCUUACACCCGACGGUCUGCAAACCUCUUUUCAACGACCUGCUUUAAUCUUUUUUAUGUCUUUGGGUUGUGGUAAGUUAAUAUAAAUGUGACAGUAUUAUUGCCAAAAAUCUCCCCAGGGUCCCCGAUAUCCAUCCUUCGCUAUAUUCCAUCUAUGUUUAACUGCUCCAGUUAUUUUGCCACUGGUCAGUUCUUUUUUAUAUGAUUUAUUACUGCAGUACUGUUAACUUGUACAGACAUAAGAUCUAUAUUAUUUAUUACUUUGUCAUUUUGUGUGAGAGCGUGUUAUUUAUAAAAGAGAGUAUGCAGCGGUGUUCAAAUGUCGUUUUUUUUUUAAAACAUGUAAUGUUUCGUAUGAGCUGACUCUCCCACUGUGACAAAAUGCAUUGAGAGAAAAGGAAGUGUGAGAGAAAAGAGGGAAGUCAUUGAAGUGUAAUGAUGGAGGAAAGGAGGGAGGGAGAGAGGAACGGGGGACUGUCAGUUUGUGUGCUUAUUCUGGGGUAUGUGCUAUCCCGUCGGCAUGGGGGGGAAUUUGAAACAGCUGCUCCUCGGUUACCAACAUAAAAAUAAGAAAUAUUCCUAA